GGUGGUCAGAGUGCAGUGACCCGUGUGCGUGUGUAUCUGGAAGAUGUUAAUGACAACCGUCCAUCCUUCUAUCCGGCGCUCUACACCGUGAGCCUCAGCACCCAGAGCGCCCCUGGAACCUCCGUCACCAAGGUGACGGCCAACGACCCCGACGCUGGUGACAACGGCAGGGUGACCUAUCGCACGGUGCCGGGAGGAGGCUCCACCUUCUUCACCCUCAACAAGGACACAGGUGUGAUCUCUCUCGCGCGGUCGCUUCACGGUAAGGCCAACACGCUGGUCUCCAUGGUGAUCUCGGCGCAGGAUGGCGGCGGUCUGACGGCGCCGUUGAACGCCCGUGUCAACGUGAGCGUGGUUGGAGGCUCGGUGGCGCUCCCUCUGUUCGAACAGGCUCAGUACUACUUCACUGUGUCUGAGGAGGUCCUCAGGGGAACAGAGGUGGGCAAGGUCCACGCUGCCACCAAGACUGGUGAGUUUUUAACAGUUCCAAGUCUCUGCUCUUCCGACGAGGUGUUGAUGUUUGUCAUUCUGUCAGUUGAGGUCUAUUGAUCCUAUCGGGCGAAUUUCUUCAUAAAAUGUAAUGCUGAGAGUAAACUACACAACUUUUCUAAAUCCUAACAUCACAUUAAACGACUGUCUUUCCUCUGGAGUUGUUUUUAUGUCCUGCCAACGUAGUGGUGAGCACACGGAGCGAUGUGACACGGACAGGGGUCAAAC
Messenger RNA from Salvelinus sp. IW2-2015, 717 nucleotides. Its product is annotated as protocadherin-16-like. Gene Ontology annotation, biological process: homophilic cell-cell adhesion. Lineage: Eukaryota; Metazoa; Chordata; Actinopteri; Salmoniformes; Salmonidae. Gene Ontology annotation, cellular component: cell-cell junction; plasma membrane. Gene Ontology annotation, molecular function: calcium ion binding. The record is from RefSeq and is a predicted model, not a curated record.